This is a messenger RNA of Lagenorhynchus albirostris (white-beaked dolphin), 1638 nucleotides long. It is a transcript of the gene LGI2, whose product is annotated as leucine rich repeat LGI family member 2. Gene Ontology annotation, molecular function: protein binding. The record is from RefSeq and is a predicted model, not a curated record. Bases 1 to 1638 code for a protein of 545 amino acids. Gene Ontology annotation, biological process: inhibitory synapse assembly. The transcript has 8 exons. NCBI's taxonomy places the organism in Eukaryota, Metazoa, Chordata, Mammalia, Artiodactyla, Delphinidae.
AUGGCGCUGCGGCGGGGCGGCGGCGGGGCGCCGGGACGGCUGCUCUUGCUGCUGGGAGCCGCGUGCCUGAUCCCGCCGAGCGCGCAGGUGAGGCGGCUGGCGCGCUGCCCCGCCACUUGCAGCUGUACCAAGGAGUCCAUCAUCUGCGUGGGCUCCUCCUGGGUGCCCAGGAUCGUGCCGGGCGACAUCAGCUCCCUGAGCCUGGUAAAUGGAACGUUCUCAGAAAUCAAGGACCGAAUGUUUUCUCAUCUGCCUUCCCUGCAGCUGCUAUUGCUGAAUUCUAACUCAUUCACAGUCAUCCGGGAUGAUGCUUUUGCUGGACUUUUUCAUCUUGAAUACCUGUUCAUUGAAGGGAACAAAAUAGAAACCAUUUCAAGAAACGCCUUCCGUGGCCUUCGUGACCUGACUCACCUUUCUUUGGCCAAUAAUCACAUAAAAGCACUCCCAAGGGAUGUCUUCAGUGAUUUAGACUCUCUGAUUGAACUAGAUUUAAGGGGCAAUAAGUUUGAAUGUGACUGCAAAGCCAAGUGGUUGUAUCUGUGGUUGAAGAUGACAAAUUCCACUGUUUCUGAUGUCCUGUGUAUCGGUCCACCAGAAUAUCAGGAAAAGAAGCUGAAUGACGUGACCAGCUUUGACUACGAAUGCACAACUACAGAUUUUGUUGUUCAUCAGACUCUGCCCUACCAGUCGGUUUCAGUGGAUACGUUCAACUCCAAGAAUGAUGUGUACGUGGCCAUCGCUCAGCCCAGCAUGGAGAACUGCAUGGUGCUGGAGUGGGACCACAUCGAAAUGAAUUUCCGGAGCUAUGACAAUAUUACAGGUCAGUCCAUCGUGGGCUGUAAGGCCAUCCUCAUCGACGACCAGGUCUUUGUGGUGGUGGCCCAGCUCUUCGGCGGCUCCCACAUUUACAGAUACGACGAGAGCUGGACCAAGUUUGUCAAAUUCCAGGACAUAGAAGUCUCUCGCAUUUCCAAGCCCAACGACAUCGAGCUGUUUCAGAUCGAGGACGAGACGUUCUUUGUCAUCGCAGACAGCUCCAAAGCCGGUCUGUCGACCGUGUAUAAAUGGAACAGCAAAGGAUUCUACUCGUACCAGUCUCUGCACGAGUGGUUCAGGGACACGGAUGCCGAGUUUGUUGAAAUAGACGGCAAAUCACACCUGAUCCUCUCCAGCCGCUCCCAGGUCCCCAUCAUCCUCCAGUGGAAUAAAAGCUCUAAGAAGUUUGUCCCCCACAGCGACAUCCCCAACAUGGAAGAUGUGCUGGCCGUGAAGAGCUUCAGGAUGCAGAACGCCCUCUACCUUUCCCUCACCCGCUUCAUCGGGGACUCGAGGGUCAUGAGGUGGAAUAGUAAGCAGUUUGUGGAGGUCCAGGCUCUCCCAUCCCGGGGGGCCAUGACCCUGCAGCCCUUUUCUUUUAAAGAGAAUCACUACCUGGCCCUGGGGAGUGACUAUACGUUCUCCCAGAUAUACCAGUGGGAUAAAGAGAAGCAGCUCUUCAAAAAAUUUAAGGAGAUAUAUGUGCAGGCGCCUCGUUCCUUCACAGCCGUCUCCACUGACAGGAGAGAUUUCUUUUUUGCAUCCAGUUUCAAAGGGAAAACAAAGAUUUUUGAACACAUAGUUGUUGACUUAAGUUUGUGA